Messenger RNA from Trametes versicolor FP-101664 SS1, 984 nucleotides. RefSeq lists its product as uncharacterized. Bases 1 to 984 code for a protein of 327 amino acids. NCBI's taxonomy places the organism in Eukaryota, Fungi, Basidiomycota, Agaricomycetes, Polyporales, Polyporaceae. Gene Ontology annotation, cellular component: extracellular region. The record is from RefSeq and is a predicted model, not a curated record. The transcript has 10 exons. Gene Ontology annotation, molecular function: cellulose binding. Gene Ontology annotation, biological process: carbohydrate metabolic process.
AUGAUCUCUCAGGCUAUUUUUUCGACUCUGCUGUUCUUUGGUGCCGCUCGCGCGGGGACCAAACUUUGGGAUGGAUCCUUUAAUGCCUUCAGCACGGUCGCCGACUUUGACAAGUGGUCCUGGGCAAGCCAGGUCGGGACAUACCAAUGGUACAUCCACGGCACUCAGCCCACAUCACACUACCUCGCGCUCGACCCAAGCUUCAAGAACCCCGCGGACACGGCUGAGACACACGGGCUCCGGGUGACCAUUGACUCUACCGCGACAUGGAACUCGCAAAUGGAGCGUGCGGAACUCAUCCCGCAGACGACGGCAAACCUCGGCCAGGGGAACUUGUUCUACCACUUCUCGAUCUCGCACCCCGACACCAACCUUCCCGACUCUACCCUGGAGCACCAGAUCCUCUUCUUCGAAUCUCACUUCACGGAGCUUAAGUACGGUGUCGCGCCCAACCCGACUGACCUCGAAUGGCACGUUGGAGGCCAGCCCAAGUGGAGCACGGCGUUUGUCCCCGGGACUUGGUACAACUUCGCAUACGACAUUGAUUUCUCCGCGGGCACCGUCGGCCUCUGGGCCUCCACGGGCGGCGACCCGCUCGUGAGGGUCGCGGCCAACAUCCCUGCAUCCACCUCGACCAACUCCGAGGACUUCCACGUCGGCGUGCUCCGCAUCGUCAACACGCCCGCACCCGAGGACUGGUACAUCAGCGGCGUGUUCAUCGAGAACGGGCCAAUCACGACCGCUAUCGGCUCCGGCGCGGCAGCCCCUGCGCCCCCAGUUUCGUCCCCCACCAUUGCGCCCACGGUCCCGCCAACCACCGCCCCGGCCAGCACGCCUGUCGCGAGCCCGACGAGCAGCGCGACCGGGCCUCUUGCGAGCCAGUACGGACAGUGCGGUGGUACCGGCUACACUGGUCCCACCGUCUGCGCCAGUCCCUUCACCUGCAAGGCGGUAUCGCCUCCGUACUACUACCAGUGCCAAUGA